AUGCGUGUUCAUCAUCAUUUGAUCGAGAGCUUAGUGGAAGCGGAGAGAAACCAGAGCGUGAUUGUGGUGGCAAGAGAUGGAUUGGGGAAUUUUAGCUCCAUUGCCGAGGCAAUCGACUCCAUUCCGGAACAAAACCAGCAAAGAGUGAUCAAUGAAGCAAUUGCUCACAUCCAUGGUGAGACCGGGAAGCAAGCCGUGGCAUUGCGAAUCAGCGCGGACAUGGCGGCCUUCUACGAUUGCAACUUCCAUGGCGGCCAAGACACUCUCUACGAUCACAAGGGCCGGCAUUACUUCAAGCGAUGUUUCGUGCAAGGAAGCGUGGAUUUCAUCUUUGGCUAUGGAAGAUCCCUCUACAAAGAUUGCCAUCUCUACUCGAUCGCCAACAAAACAGGCGCGAUCACUGCACAAAAGAGGACCAUUCGCAACAUGAACUCGGGAUUUUCAUUCGUGAAUUGCAGCAUCACUGGAUCCGGAAGAAUUUACCUGGGACGUGCAUGGGGAGAUCGAUCCAGGGUGGUCUACUCGUACACCUACAUGGACGCGCUCAUAGCUCCUCAAGGGUGGCAAAACUGGAAUCACCCAGAACGAAACAGGACUGUGUUCUUCGCGCAGUACGAGUGUAGCGGGCCUGGAGCAAAGACGAGCCAGCGAGUGGCAUGGGCAAGAACCCUCACUUUCGAGGAGGCACAACCAUUCCUAGACACAGAUUUCAUCCAUGGAGAAACAUGGCUUCUCUCCACAUAAAGGAGACUAUUUGUUUCUGAUGAUACAACUUAGAAUGUGACCUUUUGGGGAUC
Selaginella moellendorffii is the source of this 797-nucleotide messenger RNA. Its product is annotated as probable pectinesterase 53. The transcript has 4 exons. Gene Ontology annotation, molecular function: pectinesterase activity. The record is from RefSeq and is a predicted model, not a curated record. The coding region runs from base 1 to 744 and encodes 247 amino acids. Gene Ontology annotation, biological process: cell wall modification. Lineage: Eukaryota; Viridiplantae; Streptophyta; Lycopodiopsida; Selaginellales; Selaginellaceae.